GUAUUUUGCAAAUAAAUUCUUUUAGAAGUUUAUCUUUUUCUGUUGUAAAUGAAUAACUCUAGUGACUAAAUCAAUACAUAAAAACUUCUUCUACUCAUGUAGUUUAAAAGUCCUGGAAUAAUUGAGGAAAUAUAUUAAAAAGGCUGGAUCAUUAUAAUGAUAACUCCCUCCUUUUACUGCAUGAACCCACCUCUUCCUUAAAGAAACUGGGCAGGCUUAAAAACAGGUAGACUUAUAAAAGAUGAUGAAAACAGAUGAGAACAUCAUUCAGAACACGUCAGAUUUCAGUCUAAUCUAAGACUAUGGCGUGUUAUCGUACAGACUGCAUUGAGAAGCCUCUUUCUAAGGUUUUUGAGAAACUCGGCCAUCUGGUUGGUUCUUAUCCAGUUUGGUUCUUUGUCAUUCCUCUGAUAGUGUCCGCUGCUCUAGGAGGAGGACUGUACUUUCUCAAAGACCACGAGGACAAUGACGUUGAGAAUCAAUUCACCCCUAUCAACGGACCUUCCAAGCAAGCCAGACAUUUUGUGAAAGAAACAUUUCCAAAUAAUGAUUCGUUGUUUUCAAGUCAAAGACUCUAUGCUGAGGGGAACUACGCAGUGAUAAUAUAUUCCAUUGUGGAAGGAAACAUUCUAACAGAUGCCCUGUUUGAGGAAAUCAGUGAUCUCGACAAAGUAGUACAUAGUCUCUCUGUCAAAGUCAAUCAAACUCAGAUAAGCUUCAAACAUAUUUGUGCCAAAGUAAAUGGGAACUGUGUCUUAAAUCCCAUACUGGACAUUAUCGAAUAUAAAUGCAUCAAUUUAUCAUUUCCAGUACAUAGGUGGAAAGGGAAAGAUGUAUUUCUUGGCUCCACAGUAGGAGGUGUUGAAGAGAGGGAAGGUGUGAUCCAGCAGGCACGUGCCAUCAGACUUUUCUACUUCUUGCAGGAUAAGCCUGAAGCCUCUCAAUGGCUUCAACUAUUCCAAAAUGUUCUGUCCAAAGAAACGCUCAGCAGAGGACUCAAGCAGGUGUCUUAUUUUACCUCACAGUCCAGACAAGAGGAGAUAGAGAAACAUACAACAGAUGGCAUUCCUCUGUUUUCAAUAACUUACUCACUUGCAAUCUCCUUCUCAGUGUUAUCUUGCAUGCGUCUUGAUAAUGUGAGGAAUAAGAUCUGGGUCUCUUUCAUGGGGGUUCUGUCUGCGGGUCUGGCUGUGCUCUCCAGCUUUGGUUUGCUGCUCUUCCUUGAAGUGCCGUUCGUAAUAACAGUGGCUAAUUCACCUUUCCUGAUUCUGGGUAUUGGAGUUGAUGACAUGUUCAUCAUGCUUUCCAACUGGCAACAGACCAAAGUGAAGGAUCCCGUAGAGAAAAGAAUGGCCGAAACCUUCAAAGAAGCCGCCAUAUCUGUUACUAUCACUACACUGACUGAUGUACUCGGCUUCUACAUCGGACUCAUGAGUGAAUUUCGCUCAGUUCAGGCCUUCUGCUUGUACACCAGCACAUCCAUUAUUUUCUGUUACAUCUAUAGCAUCCUCUUCUUUGGAAGUGUUCUAGCCCUAAACGGCAGGAGAGAGCAGAGUAACAGACACUGGCUGACCUGCUGCAAACUCCCAACACAGACCCCUGAAGGAAAGUCUUUGGCGUAUCGCCUCUGCUGUGUAGGAGGCGACUAUGACCAAGAGACCGGUGCUGAGAAACAACAGCCCAUAACACACUUCUUUAAGUCCUAUUAUGGUCCGUUCAUAACUAAGCCCUGGACAAAAGUCUGUGUGAUGUUGUUGUAUGCAGGUUAUUUGGCUGGAAGUAUUUAUGGAUGUCUUCAUUUACAGCAGGGCAUUAAUAUGAGGGACCUUGCAGCUGAUGAUUCAUAUGUUGUAAAGUAUUAUGAUGAUGAUAGGAAAUUCUUCUCCAGGUAUGGUCCAAAUGUCAUGGUCAUAGUGACUGAAGAGUUUCCAUACUGGAAUAAAAACAGCAGAUCUGAACUAAACAACUGCAUGGGAAAACUCCACAACUUGAGAUUUGUCAAUCAAAAUCUGUCUGUUUCCUGGUUAGACUUUUACUUACAAUUUGCUCAAAGCAAAAGCCUAAAUCUAGACAAUGAAAAUGUCUUCAUGGAGAAUUUAUCCUCUUUUUUAAUGCUCUAUCCAGAGUUUAAGCUUGACGUUAAUGUCACAGAAGGCAAAAUCAAUGCUUCAAGAUUUUUUGUCCAGACUUUGGAUAUUUCUAAUGCCAGUAUGGAGAUAAUGAUGUUUCAUGAACUCAGAGACACAGCUCAAAGCUGUAGUGCAACUAAACUACUGGUGUUCCACCCAUUGUUCAUCUACUUGGAUCAAUACUCUGUGAUAGUAACCGGCACCAUUCAGAAUGUUGGUUUCACCACAGCUGUCAUGUUGGUUGUUUCUUUGUUAUUAAUCCCAAACCCGCUCUGUUCCCUGUGGGUCACGUUCUCCAUUGGCUCGGUCAUCACCGGCGUCACUGGUUUCAUGGCAUUAUGGGGUGUCAACCUAGAUUCCAUUUCCAUGAUCAUCUUGGUGGUGUGUAUUGGCUUCACUGUUGACUUCUCUGCACAUAUUUCAUAUGCAUUUGUUUCAAGCAAAAAAUCUACUGCCAAUGAGAGGGUGAUUGAUGCACUGUUUUCUCUGGGCUACCCAGUUCUACAAGGAGCAGCCUCAACAAUAAUAGGUGUGCUCGUUUUAGCUGCAUCCAAGAACCACAUCUUCAGGACCUUCUUUAAGAUCAUGUUCCUCGUUAUGCUUUUUGGUUUGGCUCACAGCAUCAUCUUCAUCCCGGUGUUUCUGACCUUACUGUCAUGCAGUUCAACCAACGCUAAGAAGAAAACAAUGACUGUGCCUGAUAUUAUUCCAAAAAUCAUUAUGCUUGAAAACAAAAGCCUGGCAUAUGACAACUACACUUUUACUAAAGACAAUUUCCACGUGUCUAAGCAAACUGUGAAAACACAAAGUACUCAAAUAUAUUUUAUUCCAAAUAAGAGGCUUGUUUGGUGCCAUGACCCGGACUGUCCAUAGCAACUGAGUGUACUUAUGUAAAUAAAAUGGUCUGUAUUUUUUCAAUUUCUCUGUAAUAUACAGGUUACAUGUUCUUAUCAGGUUCAUUUAGCAGAGAAAGUGUGUAUUUUUUGUUGAUACAGUUUGAAAUGUAGUUUAUAUAUAUAUAUAUAUAUAUAUAUACACACACACACACACACACAUACAUAUUAUGUGUAUUUUAUAUGUAAAUUAAAGCAACAUGAAGUACAAAUCCCAUAUGUAUUCUCAUCCUACAUGCCUGUGGCUGCCUCUUUCAUGUUUCACAACACUUCCAGUGCUAAAGUCGUGUUCAUUUUUAAACAAAAGUGGUGAAUGUGAAUCUGGUCAUGUUUGAAAAUAAUGCACCCUUUGUUAACCUAACCAAUAGUGUUAAAGGGUUAGUUAACCCAAAAAAUUAAAUUUCUGUCAUUAAGUAUUCACCCUCAUGUAAUCCCAAACCGUAAGACCUUUGUUCAUCUUCGGAACACAAAUUAAGAUGUUUUUGAUGAAAUCUGAGAGGUUUCUGUGCCACGCAUAGGCAGCGACAUCAUUGCACCUUUUGAGGUCCAGAAAGGUAUUAAAGACAUCGCUAAAAUACAUUGUCAUAAGUAGUGAACUCGUAGGCUUCCGUGUUUACGUCCGAACGCCAACUCAG
Ctenopharyngodon idella (grass carp) is the source of this 3657-nucleotide messenger RNA. RefSeq names its product patched domain-containing protein 3-like. Gene Ontology annotation, cellular component: membrane. The record is from RefSeq and is a predicted model, not a curated record. NCBI's taxonomy places the organism in Eukaryota, Metazoa, Chordata, Actinopteri, Cypriniformes, Xenocyprididae. The transcript is spliced from 4 exons. Bases 303 to 3002 code for a protein of 899 amino acids.